AUGAUUGUCACUCUGUACACUAUCUAUCUAUCUAUCUAUCUAUCUAUCUAUCUAUCUAUCUAUCUAUCUAUCUAUCUAUCUAUUCUCUGUACACUAUCUAUCCAUUCUCAGUCUGUACACUAUCUAUCUAUCUAUCUAUCUAUCUAUCUAUCUAUCUAUUCUCUGUACACUAUCUAUCCAUUCUCAGUCUGUACACUAUCUAUCUAUCUAUCUAUCUAUCUAUCUAUCUAUCUAUCUAUCUAUCUAUCUAUUCUCUGUACACUAUCUAUCUAUUCUCAGUCUGUACACUAUCUAUCUAUCUAUCUAUCUAACUAUUCUCUGUACACUAUCUAUCCAUUCUCAGUCUGUACACUAUCUAUCUAUCUAUCUAUCUAUCUAUCUAUCUAUCUAUCUAUUUAUCUAUCUAUUCUCUGUACACUAUCUAUCUAUUCUCAGUCUGUACACUAUCUAUCUAUCUAUCUAUCUAUCUAUCUAUCUAUCUAUCUAUCUAUCUAUUCUCUGUACACUAUCUAUUCUCAGUCUGUACACUAUCUAUCUAUCUAUCUAUCUAUCUAUUCUCUGUACACUAUCUAUUCUCAGUCUGUACACUAUCUAUCUAUCUAUCUAUCUAUCUAUCUAUCUAUCUAUCUAUCUAUCUCAGUCUGUACACUGUCUGUCUAUCUACCUAUUCUCAGAGUGUACAUUAUCUAUCUAUCUAUCUAUCUAUCUAUCUAUCUAUCUAUCUAUCUAUCUAUCUCAGCCUGUUCAUAUCUGUAG
This is a messenger RNA of Acanthosepion pharaonis, 756 nucleotides long. NCBI's taxonomy places the organism in Eukaryota, Metazoa, Mollusca, Cephalopoda, Sepiida, Sepiidae. The record is from the annotation of a GenBank genome assembly.